Molecule: messenger RNA, 1289 nt
Organism: Trichoderma harzianum CBS 226.95
Lineage: Eukaryota; Fungi; Ascomycota; Sordariomycetes; Hypocreales; Hypocreaceae
Exons: 2
Coding region: 344-904 (186 amino acids)
Biological process (GO): N-terminal peptidyl-methionine acetylation
Cellular component (GO): NatC complex
Molecular function (GO): protein-N-terminal amino-acid acetyltransferase activity
Source: RefSeq, a predicted model, not a curated record
CACCCUCGAUUUGCUUUAGUCAGACUUACUUAGAGUUGCACCAAAAAGGCCAAAAGUUGCUUGCCAGGCACCCAACCUCUGUUGCCAGGCCUCUCGAAGGAUUCCCUGCCUUUUCCGCCGAUGCUGACCGGCCUGCCUGGUUGGCUGCCACUUUGGCUUUUUGCUCCCAUUGCCGACUCACCGGCCGCCGGUUGAGUCACUCAUUGGAGGAGGUGGUUGAACGAGAGAGGGGAUAAAGAACGUGGGAUAGACGGACAGGUUUCUGGCAUCACAUCGCUAUUUCUUGCACUAUUUCCCCAGACGGACAGCCCUUCACCGCAAACCAGCAAACCAGCAAAACACCAUGGCAGGGUCGUCGACCAAGCAGCUGCCAGCCAACCUGGAGUAUAUCCAGUAUGAGCACCGGCUGGAGGGCCAGUAUCUCCCCGCCAUCCGGGCCCUCAUCUCAAAGGACUUGAGUGAGCCAUACAGCAUCUACGUCUACCGUUACUUUCUCUGCCAGUGGUCUCACCUUUGCUUCAUGGCCUUGGAUCCAGAGGAUUCAUCCCUCAUCGGCGUCAUAGUCUGCAAGCUGGAGGUGCACUCAUCUCACUCGCCUCCAACUCGGCGAGGGUACAUUGCCAUGCUGGCCGUGGCGUCGCAUUUCCGUGGGCGGGGAGUUGCCACCGCUCUGGUGAAGAAGGCCAUCGAUGCCAUGGCAAACCGCAAUGCCGACGAAAUUGUGCUGGAGACUGAGGAGACCAACACAGCUGCCAUGAAGUUGUACGAAGGCCUUGGCUUCAUUCGAUCUAAAAAGUUGCAUCGGUACUACCUUAACGGAAAUAGCGCCUAUCGACUUAUCCUCUUACUCAAGGCCGUCGACCCGGAUCAAACCUCUCUCUACGAUGAACGGCAAGUCACAUAGCUUGCAUCGAGCUGUUGUCGUGAUGUCCAUACAAAUAGAGAGAAGGAGGUUCCUCGGGGAUAUAUCGGACUGUUAUAGAGAGGCGGCAUUUGGGUUGGCGUGGCAUGGCACGACGUGACAUGAUAUGAAAGUCAUUAAAAAAACUUGGCGUUUAGCAUAUUGGUAUCUACUUGUCCUAGCAUACAUUGUGUUUUAUUCAGUCGGCUUGAUACUCAUGGGUACAUCUCCCAUUGGUUAUUUCGGUAUUGGUAUCAAAGUAUUGCAGCAAUUUAGUGUACAUUUCUUGUUGUUUUACCAAUUUGAGAAGAUGAUCUCUAUUUGGUGUCCUCUCAAGCUCGGCGAGGAAAUACGUCGCCAGAGCUAUAAAUAGAUGCCCUCAACCCCC